AUGACCGAAUACACGAUCGAUUUCUUCGGAACCGACAUAUUAACCACCGUCACCAGUUCUUCUUCAGAUGUAACCGAAUGGAUCGAAAUGAUACGUUACAUCCAUCGCUUCCGCCUACACAAACUCGUGGUAGGCCUCGGUGUCCAAUGGCGCCCCACCUUCUCGAAGGGUGACCGUCCUCCGCCCGCCACCUUGCAACUUUGCGUGGGAUGCCGUUGCCUCAUCUUCCAACUCAUCCACGCAUAUUCAAUUCCUCAAGAACUCAGGGACUUCUUCCAAGAAUUCCAAUUCACCUUCGUUGGUGUUGGCAUUAGACAUGACAUGUUCUUGCUCAGCACACAUGGAUUGCGUGCGUCGAAUUUUCGGGAGCUUCGGUACCUUGCCGCAGACAGGUUGGGAAUCAGAGACCUCCAUCAUGCAUCCAUGGAGAGAUUGGCCAGUGAAGUUCUUGAUAUUGACGGUGUGGAAAAGCCGGUGGAGAUUGGUAAGAGUGAUUGGGAUAAUAGCACACUUAGUAAGAAGCAGGUUCGGUAUGCUUGCAUUGAUGCAUAUGUUUCUUUCAAGAUUGGGAGAGAAUUGGAGGCUUGGGAUGACGACGAUGAUGAUGAAGAUGACGAUGAUUAUGAAUGAGAUUCUUUCUUCUUCUUCUUCUUCUUUUCUUUUCCUUUCUUUUCCUGUUUUUUUUUUUUUUUUCAGUUGGGUUUUGCUAAUGAUCAUGAAUACCUCAAAUCGGGUGAUCCAAACCAUCGAUUGGAUGGGCUCCACAUAAAAUGGAAUAUGCACUCAAAGUCUCCAUUUAAAGGGACAAUCUAAAUCAUUAAUAUAUUGUAGUAGAGAAAAGAACAGGGGCUGCAUUCAGCUGUGCAAAGGCCUAUAGAUUGGCUGGUUAGGAUCCUCCAAUCUGGUAGAUUUUACAGGGCUAUCCACUUUGGGGUUCAUCAGUUAGAAGGUAAGGAUCACUGAACAGGUUCUUACAAACUGAAAACUAAGU
This is a messenger RNA of Magnolia sinica, 991 nucleotides long. RefSeq names its product 3'-5' exonuclease-like. The record is from RefSeq and is a predicted model, not a curated record. Gene Ontology annotation, biological process: nucleobase-containing compound metabolic process. The transcript has a single exon. Gene Ontology annotation, molecular function: nucleic acid binding; 3'-5' exonuclease activity. Gene Ontology annotation, cellular component: cytoplasm; nucleus. Lineage: Eukaryota; Viridiplantae; Streptophyta; Magnoliopsida; Magnoliales; Magnoliaceae. The coding region runs from base 1 to 630 and encodes 209 amino acids.